AGUCUGGAAGAAUUAGCUGACGUAAUCCACUCAAGACUGUAUUUUCCUACGUUACCUAGAUGGCACUUCCUCUGUGUAAGCUAACGUUACCUAAUAUUAGCCACCUAAGAACCACAAUAUCAAAACAUUUUACAUGUCAGGCAACAUCAACCACCAACAACCACCGUCUUUCACCCAGGAGGCCGCUCUUCACUUCCCAUAAGAUUGUUAACCUAAACCCGGAUAUUUUUUCUUAAACCCAUCUGUGUGCAUGUGUUGGGUAAACGUAACCACGUGCUUCUGCUGUUAAAGGAAAAAACAACAAUUGCGGUGUUGUACCAAUGUAGUAUUUUUUGAAAUAGACUCUACUGUACAUUUCCUGUGAAAGUUUAAGUGUGUUUUGAAAACAGACAAUGCAUGUAACAGACUUAAGUCGACCCAGCGUCCCAGAACGUCAACAACCAACACACCCAGGGUACCUUGGACAGGAUAGGCAGGUUUGUUGUUUUGUGUUUGUUUGAAUGGGUUGGCACAGCAUCAUAGAUGUUUCAGGUAAAUGUACUUUCAUUUUCGCUAACUUGCACACAUGGACAAACGCACACUUAAGGAGAUGACUGAGGUGUUGGAUCCGUUAGGUAACAUUGUGUCACUUGUGGAUUUUACCUUGUCGUUGUGUUUUAAAAUCUACAAGCUGGCUCAGAAUGUGAAGGCCAACAAGGAACGCUGCCAGCAAGUCGCCCAGAGAGUCAAAGCACUGGAGGAACUGGUUCUUGCCAUCAAAAAAAGAGGGCCAAGACGAAUCUCUGCCACUGUGGAGAACUCUCUGAGGGAACUCUGCACCACUCUGACCUCUGCCAAGACGCUGAUGAAGAAAUACUCUCAAAGUAACGCUUUUAUGAGCUUCGUGAAGUCCAGCAGCCAUGAAGACAAGUUCUACAUGGUGGACAAAAGUCUCACUGAUACCUUCCAGGUCCUGUCUGGGGCUCUACUGAUUGAGCAGGGCGACAUGCUGCACAAGGUGUAUACAACUGUUAAAGCAAGUAGAAAGACUAGAAGACCCAUAAUCCCUACACCUGUGUCCAGCUCCACAGCCGCCAUGACGAUGAACAGCCCCACAACUGCUAUGCCUUUACCCAGCACCAUGCCCACCAUGACGAUGAACAGCCCCACAACUGCUAUGCCUUUACCCAGCACCAUGCCCACCAUGGCAGUGUACGGCCCCACACCUGCUACACCAUACCCCAGCACCAUGCCCACCAUGACGAUGAACAGCCCCACACCUGCUACACCAUACCCCAGCACCAUGCCCACCAUGACGAUGAACAGCCCCACAACUGCUAUGCCUUUACCCAGCACCAUGCCCACCAUGGCAGUGUACGGCCCCACACCUGCUACACCAUACCCCAGCACCAUGCCCACCAUGACGGUGUACAGCCCCACAACUCCCAUGCCUGUCUGCAGCAUCAUAUCUACCUCUAGAUCCUCAAUUUCUCUACCUGGACCCAUGGCCUCCAUUCCUUUCUCCACCAACAUGGCCUCCAAUCCUGCCAUUAACAUCAUGGGCCCAAUGACUUUUUCACCCCAAAAUGCAACUGUUGUAACAACAUAUGGUUACGGCUCUUUUUUCUCUUAAAACAAGGGAAACAUGCUGUAAGAAGUCAAAAUAUUUCUGUGGUACGUGAGGACAAAGAUCUCUCUCCAUGAGCUGCAUGCUUGCACCUCUCACUACAUCUGUCCGUAGUGCAGGGCCGCGCACAGACAUUUUGGGGGGCAGGAAAGGGCACCCCCUUCAUAAUUAUUUCUAAAAAGUUACCUAUAGUAGCACAUCAUAUAUUUACUAUUUAUUUAUUUUAAUGCCCAUAUACUCCAGAACAUUCUCACUGUGACCUCGUCACAUAUCAGCGUUUGGUCAUGAACACGUCCACAUGCGAUGUGCAAGGUACCCUGGGUGUGUUGGAUGUUGAUGUUCUGGGACGCCGUGUCAACUUCAGUCUGUUACAUGCAUUGUCUUCUUUCAAAAUACACUUCUGUUUUCACAGGAAAUUUAAUGUUUACAUACAGUCUCUUUCAAAAUAAAUCCACUACAUUGGUACAACACCACAAAUGUAUUUUUUCCCCCUUCAACAACAAAAACACGUGUUUGGAUUUAGGAAGAACAGGGUUUAGCCUUAGAAUCUCUCGAGAGAAAGUCUGUGUUUACUGGACUCGUCCACCAAUUCUCCCACCUGCCCCAGUCAGACUUUCGCCGCCUUAACUUUCGUCCUUGUCUCCCCGUGUUUCCCCCUGAUGCUGCUGGGCACCAUUAAACUAUAACGUCAAUCAGCCAUGUAUCAUGCCAACGUUAAAGGAAACUUUCUUUAAUUGGUUUCUGACACCUCAAGUCACUGGCAAGCGCCGGAUUUUGACAACUUCAGUCAGUCAGUCAGAUCCAAACUAGCCGAGGCGCUCUGCACACGCUCCACAGUUUUCUCCCCGGGAACUACUAACACUAACCACUGAUGACAUGGUGAAAUCUACAUCAAGAGGUGUGCAUUUUUAG
Messenger RNA from Epinephelus fuscoguttatus (brown-marbled grouper), 2518 nucleotides. Its product is annotated as mucin-2-like. The transcript has 2 exons. The coding region runs from base 566 to 1612 and encodes 348 amino acids. Gene Ontology annotation, biological process: cell surface receptor signaling pathway. The record is from RefSeq and is a predicted model, not a curated record. NCBI's taxonomy places the organism in Eukaryota, Metazoa, Chordata, Actinopteri, Perciformes, Serranidae.